This is a messenger RNA of Saccostrea cuccullata (small rock oyster), 2815 nucleotides long. RefSeq lists its product as uncharacterized. Lineage: Eukaryota; Metazoa; Mollusca; Bivalvia; Ostreida; Ostreidae. Bases 15 to 2387 code for a protein of 790 amino acids. The transcript has 5 exons. The record is from RefSeq and is a predicted model, not a curated record.
GAAAGAGUACAGCAAUGUCAGAAUUAUUGGAUAUCAACUUUGGUGUGGAUCUUAUUGAGGCAGCAAAAGCGGAAUAUGACUUUCUUAUCGAAGUUGAAAGUUUGGAAUACCUUCGAAACGAUGCGGUGCUGCAAUAUUCCAUUUACAGAUACGAAAAAUUUUGGCUGCCACUUGUUGCUUCCCAAAAUGAGAGCACCUUGCAGCCUGAAAAUUUACACCCACCAAUUGACAUAGAAUGGGUUUGGCACUGUCAUAUGCUAGCACCACACAAGUAUGCAGAGGAUUGCAUGCCUCUGUUUGGAAGAGUUCUGGAUCAUUCUGUUGUGAAGUCACCAGCGGGAAAACAACUUACAGAGAAGAUUUGGUCUCAGGCUUAUGCUGUUGAAACAUUUGAGCUUAGCCAGGAGAUACGAAUUGGAAAUGUGUCUCCUACAAUAAAAGAAUAUAAGUCGCAUUUUACUUUUGAUCUGUUGGCAGCUGUCCAUCGUCAGCAGGAUUUCUUUUAUAACAUCCAUCUGCCACAUUACAAAGACGACAAGUUUCUAAGCGAUGCUAAUGUACGAUACAAAUUUUACUUAAAUCUGAAGAAAUUACAUCCAAAAGAAUUUUUGGUGCCUUGUUAUGAUAUUGAUUUGCUUUGGCACACACAUCAACUUCAUCCGAUCGAUUAUAUAAAAGUCACAAAAGCCCUGCUUGGUCGUACCCUUGUUCAUGAUGACACGGUGACAGACAGAAGUCCUGGAUCCAAACUAUCGGUGUCUGAUGAAAAUACAAGAAGGCUCUGGUCAGAAACAUACCAUGAACGAUUUUCUAAAUUUGGUGCAAUGUACCGAGGCGAUUCUCCAAGGGGUAAACUUUAUCACGUUACACAGCAAGACAUCGACAAAAUGUGUGGAAGAAGAGCUGUUGUCACUAUUCAUGAAAUACAAGUCACGUGUUCAAACUCAAAUAUUGAUAAAAAGAUCAAGGUAAAAGUACUCAAAACAGAUUCCAUGUGGAGAUCUAAUGUAAUUAAAAAAUUGACGGGAAAAGUAAAAAACAUGACGUGGAGGCAGCAGGAUAUAAAGUUUCCAUUUGGCACCUAUGACUCAACACUUACUUUUCUGCUCGAAACAAGAUACAGCAUAUUUGGCAGAAUUGGGAAAUAUAUUGGGGGGUUUGACGAAAAAUUUGGUCCUUACCUCAUACGCCCUGAGUUACAGGAAGGUGGUGAAUUCCAGAUUGAAGGGGACAUUGAGAAUGGCAUGCAUACGACUAAAAGCCCAUUGCUCCAACAAGCAAAAUGUUUGGUCAGAGGGUCUUUCUUACGACCCAUUUUAGAUGACAUUGUACUUUCUUUGGAGCCAGGAAUCUACGAAGAGGCAAAUAUGCCAACGAAUGUAGAACAACUUUGGGGUCCUGUUCCUUUGCCAAAGUCUGACAAAGAAAAUAAAUGUCAGGUGGCUUCUCACAGGCUACGAGACCCGAAUGGAAACAUUAUGUUUACUUGUCGUUUAAUACACAGUGUAAGCGUUAUGACGUCAGUUGUUCAUGUGUUCUAUCAUGACAAAAUGGCUGCAGUUGCGCAUGUUAUAGGUUCUGAUCAACUACCAUUGGAAACACAGGUAGGGCCGGAAAACAUUUGGUUGGACCCAGGUUCUGGUGAAAGAGCUAUUGUAAUCAAAACUGAAGAGGGAGAUUCCCUGAUUCUUGUGGGGAAGUGGGACGGAUUUAUCAGGAGGAUUCCUGGAAAAGUCAGAAGAGGAGAUCCAGGCCAUUUGCAAGUAAAAGUUUUUAGAGUGGAUUAUAAAGGUCCUCUCCAAAAGGCAGUAAUAAAUCUUUCAGAAUACCAACCAGUAGAGUUUGAGGGACUUCAGUUAGACUUCAAGAGAGGCUCAAUCACUUGCAGUACGAAAGCUUCGGGACAAGUUCUGAACUAUGUUGCCCUGUCAUUUUCCAUUGCUCUUCUUCACGUACUCUGUGUGCCUCGUCCUUCUAACUGGCAACCUGGUAUGGUUCUAAAACCAAAAGUAACAUCAAGAAGGAGACGAAAAAUUAGAGGACUUCCAGGUGAAGAUUUGUCAUUUAUGCAGGCAGCCGGUCUUCUGCAUCAAACACCCUCAAAUCACUACAUGUAUCAUACGUAUGGUGCUAAUGUUUGUGCUGGCUGUUGUUCUAAGGGCAUUGAUUGUGAUAAUACUGAUGUAGGAUUUGAGCAAGGUGACUGUAUCAUUGAUUCAGAUGGAGGUGAUUUUGGCGGCGGAGGUGAUGUUGGUUGUGGUGCAGAUGAUGGGAAUGGCGACUGCGGCGGUUGUGGUGGUUGUGGUGGCUGUGGUGGAUGUGGUGGUGGCAGUGGGUGCGGAGGCGGUGGAGGUGGCUGCGGUGGAGGAUGCGGAUGUGGUGAUUGAGGUGGAUGUGAUGAUUGAGAUGGAUGUGAUGUUUUUAUCAAUUUAUUUUAUUUUCGAAAUGAUACUUUCAUUCUUCUCCCAAAAAAUUAGUUCAUUGAAGUUUUUGGUCAACGUAGUACCUCCAUUAGUUACUCCAAUUUUCAUUAACAUUACUCCUCGAAAGAAAGUUUUCUUUGUAAUAAAAAAUGAGCAAAAGGAGAACGAUUUUUGGAAGGAGUCACAUUUCAAUAUCAAUUUUCCUUUGAUUAAUUCUACCUUUCAUAUGAUUAGAUUUUAAAAUUUACGUAUUGGGUCAAAAUGUGAUUCAUUCGCAUUCAAAAUCGGCCGAAACAGAAUUUUCUUCAUUUAAACAUCGAUUUUUGCUUGAAAUUAGACCUGGAAGUCCUUCAGGGAAAUGUGCUCCAAAAUAUUGAAUUAUAUUUUGAAUC